Molecule: messenger RNA, 746 nt
Organism: Panicum virgatum (switchgrass)
Lineage: Eukaryota; Viridiplantae; Streptophyta; Magnoliopsida; Poales; Poaceae
Exons: 2
Coding region: 16-357 (113 amino acids)
Source: RefSeq, a predicted model, not a curated record
GGCAACCUCCUCCACAUGUGUAUUGCUGGCGCCUCACCGCCCGUCGUCCCCAACCCCACAUGUGUAUUGCUGGCGCCUCACUACCAGGAGGUGGACUACUGCUCGGAGGAGGUGAGGUCGGUGGCCAGCCCGGCCGGCUUCGGCCGCCACGGCGGCGUCCAGCAGCACGUCGUCAGGGAGAAGUUCGAGGAGGUCGAUAGGGUGUCACGCACCGGUAGCCACGGCCGCCACCACCACCACGGCCACGGCGGCUCCGGCCACUUCGUGGUGCGCGAGACCAAGGUCGAGGAGGACAUCAACAACUGCACCGGCGAGUUCCACGAGCGCAAGGAAACCUUCAUCAUCAGCUCCGACUGAUCAGCUGCUUCACGCGGGCUCCAUCGACGACGACGCACGUAUCUGGGUUGGACUGGAGGUAUGCCGGGCCUGCAGACGCUUGUGGAGGAGCUUACAUGUACAGCGUCCAUCGCCAGGUCCAAGUAUCUGACCUGCAAGGAUGGUGUUGUGAUGACUGAUCACCUGGGCAAUAUUUUCUGGAACAGUAUCAUCAAGUGUGCCGGCUGGUCGAGGCCUUCUCCUCCUUCUCAUGCGUGAAUUGGAUUGAAUGGAUGGAUAAUUAUGUAUGUGUGGUUGGAUUGGAUAGGAUUGGAUGGUGAGGACUAUCUAUUAGGAUUGGAUUGGAUGUUAACGUGAUUUCAAUUGGAUGUUAAUUGGAUAUCAUUAGUUGGAUUUUGGAUGAUGAUCCA